CCACUAUUAGCAUCAGCUGUUUUUGUCACUUGCUGUCACUGCUGACAGUUCUUGUUUUGAUUAGAAUUGGAUUGUGAACUUCGGAUAUUUAACAUUUUCAUGGGUAGUAUUUACUGAGCACAAGAACCAUGGCUGUAUACAAUUUAUACGUAUUUGACAAAUAUGGAGUGAUGCUGUUCUAUAACGAAUGGAAUCGCCUAAAGAAGUCGGGAAUGACGCAGGAAGAGGAAGCGAAACUAAUGUAUGGAAUGCUGUACUCUAUAAAGUCGUUUGUAGGCAAAAUGUCGCCGAUAGAUCUGAGGGAUGGAUUCUUGUAUUACAAGACGAACAAAUACGCGCUCCACUACUUGGAGACGCCUUCAGGACUAAAGUUCGUGAUUAGCACAGACACAGCUUCCAUAAAUGUGAAAGAGCUCCUCCAGCAGUUCUACGCCAAGGUUUGGGUGGAGUUCGUAGUGCGCGACCCCCUCUGGGUACCGGGCACUCCCGUCACGUCCGACUUGUGCAAACAAAAGAUCGACGAAUUCAUUAAGCAGUCCCCCAUUUAUGGAAUCAAAAAUAUCUAGAUUAAUUAAAAUGUAUUUAUUAAGCAAAA
Hermetia illucens (black soldier fly) is the source of this 595-nucleotide messenger RNA. RefSeq names its product trafficking protein particle complex subunit 1 (gene Bet5). Bases 129 to 566 code for a protein of 145 amino acids. The transcript is spliced from 3 exons. Gene Ontology annotation, cellular component: TRAPP complex. Lineage: Eukaryota; Metazoa; Arthropoda; Insecta; Diptera; Stratiomyidae. The record is from RefSeq and is a predicted model, not a curated record. Gene Ontology annotation, biological process: endoplasmic reticulum to Golgi vesicle-mediated transport.